Necator americanus (New World hookworm) is the source of this 423-nucleotide messenger RNA. RefSeq lists its product as uncharacterized. The record is from RefSeq and is a predicted model, not a curated record. The transcript has a single exon. Gene Ontology annotation, molecular function: double-stranded DNA binding; single-stranded DNA endonuclease activity; DNA topoisomerase binding. Gene Ontology annotation, cellular component: nucleus; site of double-strand break; condensed chromosome. NCBI's taxonomy places the organism in Eukaryota, Metazoa, Nematoda, Chromadorea, Rhabditida, Ancylostomatidae. Bases 1 to 423 code for a protein of 140 amino acids. Gene Ontology annotation, biological process: mitotic DNA integrity checkpoint signaling; DNA integration; DNA double-strand break processing.
AUGCACAUUUCAAAAGUGACGGUACUGAAGUUGAACGUGUUAGGCUACGGGACUCUACCUGACCCACCAUAUUCGCCAGACCAUUCGCCAACCGACUAUCACUUUAUCAAACAACUGGACAGCUGCCUAAGAGGAAAGAUCUUUCAAAAGGAAGAUGAUGCCGAAAACGACUUCUGGAUGUUCGUAGACUCCACGAGCUCGGGCUUUUAUGGUGCGGGUAUAAGCAAACGUGUGUCUCGUUCACAAAGAUGUUUGGACUGUAAUGGUUCUUAUUACGAUUUCAAACCGGAGCCGGACCUCAAACUUUCUGUGGUGUUUGCUCCGCUCGCCUUCACUGAUCAACGAAAAUUAAUAUUAGUGUUAUUAGUUCAUGAGAUUGGACUUGUGUAUCUCCAACAAUCUUUCUUCCUUUUUGUAUUAUAA